Messenger RNA from Phanerochaete carnosa HHB-10118-sp, 1847 nucleotides. RefSeq lists its product as uncharacterized. Gene Ontology annotation, molecular function: protein binding. The transcript has a single exon. Bases 39 to 1847 code for a protein of 602 amino acids. NCBI's taxonomy places the organism in Eukaryota, Fungi, Basidiomycota, Agaricomycetes, Polyporales, Phanerochaetaceae. The record is from RefSeq and is a predicted model, not a curated record.
AGCAGAUUCUGUACUUUGGGACUAGUAACGCGCACGCCAUGCAGCAAAUUGCUCUGGUCAUGCCUUGGGCUGGUGCUGCUGAUCUCCCCCCAGAAUUAUUCGAACACAUUCUUGCAUAUGUUUCCCCGUAUGAUCGCAUGUUCGGCGUAGCUAUGACACAAAGGGAGCUUGGAAAACUCUCUCUUGUCUGUCGCUACUGGGCGCGGCAGUGCCGUCCGCUCAUGUUCAACAUGAAGCCGACUUUGGAUAACCUGGACGACAUACAGCAACUGUGCCGCUUAGUCCAGUCUCCCAUACAGCUAACACCUAGCUUACGGGACUGUCUCAAGGCAAUGAAUACCAGUUAUAAAGGUUCCUGGACGUACUACUGGCACCAUUUAUCGUCAAAUGGAAUCCACCAAUCUGAAACCACGUUGCAGAACGUGUAUGUACUCGACUCCUCGAUCGAUUCUCAGUCCACCACAGGACAUGCCCCACGGUCGUGGUCUACAGGUCUACCGCGCACCCUGCCCUCUGGACUCAUUUACAUCUGGCGCUUACACCUCACGGACUUGCGUUUCCGCCACGUCGGCGACCUCGUCCAUCUCUUGCACGAAGCCUCAGGGCUCUCCGACGUCAUCUGUACCCGGCUCAGGUUCGAUGACUCAGAGUCUCUCCUGCCUUUUCCCGCCCGUAUUCGACGUCGGCUCUCGCGCGGUAAACGCUGGCGCAUCGAAGUCACAGAGUGCGGAUCGCCCACAGUCAGCACCAAGGUCCUUUUGUCCACCAUAGCGUUCAGUGUACCCAACGGUGCACCCGCAUACUGCCUCGGUAUUGCGCGCUGGGCUUCGCUGUGCGCCGCCGUUCAGGCAGGAGUGCCAUUUGACACGAGCCGCUGCGCUCUCAUCCUCACCUCUGGAGGGCUUGACCGGGGUUUCUGGCUCGAGGUGACCGGACACAACUGCGAGGCGUACGACGAACUCUUUGGCUUGCGGUUUGAAUGUCAUGCGCCUAUACCCCCGCGUUUUGACGUGCCCAACACGGCAUUGUUCUCUUCCGUCACACUCCGAUUAGGUUAUACAAGUAUCUGGAGUGGCAGCGUACCGAUGCACUUCAAGGCGCUAGCAGACCUUUCCCCCUCGCUCGAGCCUUCUACCAACAUCCGCCUCGUGGCAUGGUGCGACUGGCGCGUUUUCAUACAGUGCGCGGAGCUCUUCGUUCGACAUCGGGAUGGACCGCUGGGGCAGCGCUUCAACCGGGGUAGGUUCCACCUCUAUCUAUCCGUCAGCGCCUCCAAGACCGUGAUGGACCUCUCGCACUUCCUCCGCCACCCGGCACCCGAUAUACGCGGGCGUCUCGAACUCGCGAUCUGCACACAUGGACUCGAAGGCUCACACAAAGACGCUGUGCGGGAUGUGUACCUUACUGCCAUCGCGGAGUGGUCGAGGAACCCAGAGACGCGGGGUGCUACGCAGAGAGAACUUUGGUUUCUGCGGUUCCUCUGGAGCACAGAGUACCGGCGGACACGACUCGGCAGGGAGGGGUACUUCCGCGGAGUGCCUUAUUGGAGCACGGCGCACGCGUAUGAGCGCAGAAUACUUUGGCCGGACUACAAGAUCCAAGACUCGCAUUACUUUGUCAUCCCGAACCAGAAAUUUCUCCAAUUCGGCGAGGGUUCUGCAUUGGACGCUGGGUUUGAACACGCGAGGGGCACACUUCGAAAGGCGAAGUCAGAGUCGUCACUCACAAUGACUGUGGUGAGAUCCAGUUCGAUAGAUGAUCAUGUAAGGCCGAGACGUCGUUCGUCUCUGUCGCUACAUCCAACAAAUAGUACCAAUGUCAGAAUAAAGGUAAAUUUCGAUAUAUGA